Erigeron canadensis is the source of this 1364-nucleotide messenger RNA. Its product is annotated as glyoxylate/hydroxypyruvate reductase HPR3-like. The record is from RefSeq and is a predicted model, not a curated record. Bases 170 to 1171 code for a protein of 333 amino acids. NCBI's taxonomy places the organism in Eukaryota, Viridiplantae, Streptophyta, Magnoliopsida, Asterales, Asteraceae. Gene Ontology annotation, molecular function: NAD binding; hydroxypyruvate reductase [NAD(P)H] activity; glyoxylate reductase (NADPH) activity. The transcript is spliced from 2 exons. Gene Ontology annotation, cellular component: cytosol.
UCUCCCCCUUAUCAUUCACAUCUGCUCAAGGUGUGGUACCACACUGAAAAGUUAAUAUGCUCGGCCGCAUGAUUCUUUUCGGAAAAGAAUCCACUCCGACCGACCACAAAACAAAUUGCAUUCUUCAACACCAUUCACCAAUAACUUUUAAUUUGUAAUCUUUUUCUUCAUGGAUCAACAAGACCACCAAUCUCCACCAUCACAACCGCAAGAUCUCCAUCAAGUACUCGUCAUUCGUCCAUCACCCGUUUUCAAGGUCCACGAACAAUACAUUUCAAGCAAAUUCAAGAUCCUUAAAGCAUACGAAUCACCAUUACCUACACACGGUUUUCUUCGUCAAUAUGGGCAGUCGGUCCAAGCUGUCUUAUGCUCGGCUAUAAGUCCAAUCACAGUCGACGUGUUACGCGACCUCCCAGCUCUUCAACUAGUUGUCACCGCAUCCACGGGGGUCAACCAUAUUGAUAUGGUUGAGUGUCACAAGCGCAACAUUAGAGUGGCCAACGUAGGAGAUGUGAUUUCUGAUGAUGUUGCUGAUGGGGCUGUAGGACUUUUGAUUGACGUCAUGAGGAGAAUUACUGCUGGUGAUAGGUUUGUUCGUGCCAGAUGUUGGCCCGAAACUCAACAGUAUCCUCUGGGUUCAAAGGUAGGAGACAAGAAAAUUGGUAUUGUUGGACUUGGAAACAUUGGGUUAAGAGUAGCCAGAAGACUAGAAGUCAUGGGGUGCAUAGUCUCAUAUACCUCAAGACAGGAAAAACGUUCCGCCCCUUUCACUUUCUACCCAAAUGUCGUAGAACUUGCUUCUGAUUCCGAUGCUCUUGUUCUGUGUUGUGCCUUAACCAACGACACGCGUCAUAUGAUCAACAACAAUGUCAUGAGAGCAUUGGGAAGUACAGGAGUCAUUGUGAACGUGGCUCGGGGAGCCGUCAUCGACGAGGUGGAGUUGGUCAAGUGUUUAGUCAAUGGUGAGAUUGGGGGCGCUGGUUUGGAUGUAUUUGAAAACGAACCAGAUGUGCCCAAGGAGUUGUUUGGGUUGGAAAAUGUGGUGAUCUCACCUCAUAUUACUGCUAUGACAAGGGAGAGUUUCCAAGAUGCUGCCCAGGUUGUGGUAAGUAACUUAGAAGCGUUUUUCGCAAACAAACCUUUGCUAAAUCCCGUUUACAACGAUUUCUAGUCACCCGGGUCAUGUAACCUGCGCUUGUUCUGUAUCAUUGUGACUUGGACUGUUGAGAUCCAAAUAUAGCUGAAAUUAAACAUACGCGAUAUCUGGUAGAGUUAUGUUUUCAACAACAAGAUGUAUUAUUAAUUUGUAGCUAUUCAAAUGUAUUAUUGAUCAAUAUUUAAUCAAACACAAUAUUAUAAGAAAA